Molecule: messenger RNA, 1038 nt
Organism: Coniosporium apollinis CBS 100218
Lineage: Eukaryota; Fungi; Ascomycota; Dothideomycetes
Exons: 2
Coding region: 1-1038 (345 amino acids)
Biological process (GO): transmembrane transport
Cellular component (GO): plasma membrane
Molecular function (GO): water channel activity
Source: RefSeq, a predicted model, not a curated record
AUGGCCAGGCAGCGGUCCGGCGACUCUAUCCUUCCAUUCUUCAAAAAGCAAUCAGGACAGCUUGACGGGACAGCGGAUCAGAGACCGCGAAGAAGCCGCAGCUUCAGCUUCGUCCCGAACUGGGUCCGCAAUGAGUUCAUCGCCUUUGCAGGAGAGUUCGGCGGGACGUUCAUGUUCCUCUUCCUUGCCUUCUCUGGAACAUCCAUCGCCAACGCAGCUGUACCCACAACGGAUGGACCGAACACCGCGAACUUGCUCUACAUCUCGCUGUCAUUUGCGUUCUCUCUCAUGAUCAACGUGUGGGCGUUCUUCAGAAUCAGCGGAGGCCUGUUCAACCCCGCUGUUUCCCUCGGCCUCUUCCUUGUUGGCGCCGUCAAGCCCGUCCGCACCAUCGUCACCGCAUCCGCCCAGAUCAUCGCCGCCAUCGCCGCUGCAGGCGUCGUAGAAGGCCUAUUCCCCACCGGCCUCAACGCGUCCACCAGCCUUAGCAAUGGCACCUCCAUCGCUCAAGGCCUCUUCAUCGAGAUGUUCUUAACAGCUGAGCUGGUCUUCGUCAUCUUCAUGCUCGCCGCAGAAAAGCACAAGGCGACCUUCCUCGCACCCAUCGGCGUCGGGCUGGCUCUCUUCGCGGCCGAGCUGGCAGGCGUCUACUUCACCGGCGGCUCGCUUAAUCCCGCGCGCUCAUUUGGGCCAGCCGUCAUCAAAGGAUUCGUUGGCCACCACUGGAUCUACUGGCUCGGGCCGGUGCUGGGCACCUUCCUCGCCUUCGGCUUCUACAAGCUGAUGAAGUACUCCGAGUACGAGACGGCGAAUCCGGGCCAGGACCUCGACGAUCAUGAGGCUAGCAUGUUCAACCCGCCAGAUGAUCCGGUCUCGGCGGAUGAGGUCCAACGGCCCAAUGUUGCGGCGGAGACGGCGGAGAGUAUCGUCCAACAGGUGACCUCGAUAAGUUCGGGGUCGGGCCCGCCAAUGGAGCAGAUCGGUAGCCAUGGUACCGGUGUCUCGCCUAUGGGCCGCGUUGAGAGGAUCGGGUCGUGA